GGUAUCCUCAAGUCUGAACCCUUGGACGGGGGUCACUUGCCAGAGGAGUUUUUUUUUUUCCCUUCCUCUCUGUUUUUUAUACUUCCUUCUUGGGCAGAAGGCUGGUGUAAUAGAAACCAGACACAAGCCAGAAUGUGCGGCAUUCACGGCGGUGAGUCCUCACUUCUUCACAGAGUGGGGAAAGAGCAUAAAAACAAAGUCUAGCCCAGUGAGGUUAGGGACUUUUCUUGUGUUAUUUUUAUUUUAUUUUUUUUUUUGUCAUUCUGGAAGCGAUCAGUAGGACGUAGAAGGCCAGGGCAUUAGAAUGAAAGUGGUAUUUCGUGGACCAAACUGUGCAGGGGAUAUCUAGAGAGGGCAAAGGAGACAUUCAGGAUGGAAAAUGCAUGUGCGUCUUUCCCAGACUAUAGUUGAAAAGCUUGUACGGCCAACAUGAGCUGGAGCUUUUUGACUCGCCUCCUGGAAGAGAUCCACAACCACUCCACCUUCGUGGGGAAAGUGUGGCUGACUGUGCUCAUCAUCUUUCGCAUCGUGCUCACAGCUGUGGGAGGCGAGUCCAUCUACUCGGACGAGCAGGCCAAGUUCAUCUGCAACACCAAGCAGCCGGGCUGCGACAACGUUUGCUACGACGCCUUCGCUCCCCUCUCGCAUGUUCGCUUCUGGGUCUUCCAGAUCAUCAUGAUCUCCACUCCCUCCAUCAUGUACAUGGGUUAUGCCAUGCACAAGAUAGCCCGAAGUUCUGAGGAGGAACGCAGGAAGCACGAAAGACUCCGCAAAAAGCCAGCUCCUCACUUGAGAUGGAGAGAGAGCCACCAUCUCCAGGAUGUCUUGGUGGAGGAAGACGGCGAUGCUGAACCCAUGAUCUAUGAGGACACACUGGAGGUGCAGGAGGCCAAGCCUGAACCAGUAAGCAGUUCUAGCAAAGACCCACCAAAACAUGAUGGUCGAAGAAAGAUUAUGCAAGAAGGCCUGAUGAGAAUCUAUGUUCUUCAACUCAUGUCACGAGCUAUUUUUGAAAUUGCUUUCCUUGCUGGACAGUAUCUCCUCUACGGCUUUACUGUUAGUCCUUUGUAUGUAUGCAACGAAUUACCAUGUCCACACAGAGUCGACUGCUUCAUCUCCAGGCCCACGGAGAAAACUAUCUUCCUCCUAAUCAUGUAUAUAGUGAGCUGUCUUUGUCUAGUGCUAAAUGUGUGCGAGAUGCUUCACCUAGGAAUCGGCACCUUUCGGGAUACCCUUCGCCUGAAGAGGACUCAGGACCGACGGAUGUCCUAUGGCUACCCGUUCUCUCGCAACAUCCCAUCCUCUCCUCCCGGGUACAACCUUGUGAUGAAGACAGACAAACCUAGCAGGAUCCCCAACAGCCUCAUCACCCAUGAGCAGAACAUGGCCAACGUGGCUCAGGAGCAGCAGUGCACAAGCCCAGAUGAGAACAUCCCCUCUGAUCUUGCAAGUUUGCACCGGCACCUACGAGUUGCACAGGAGCAGCUCGAUAUGGCCUUUCAAACCUAUCAAACCAAAAACAACCAGCAGACCUCCAGAACCAGCAGUCCUGGGUCUGGGGGCACAAUGGCAGAGCAAAAUCGAGUCAAUACAGUUCAGGAAAAACAAGGAGCGAGGCCGAAGUCAGCCACGGAGAAGGCCGCAACCAUUGUCAAAAAUGGAAAGUCCUCUGUCUGGAUCUAGAGAUAAGAUCUAAUGCAGUAACUUAACAGUAAAGAACUCCAGAACUGCACUAUUACCAAGCUGGAGGAGGUGUGAGAGGGUUUCAACUCUGGACAACAGUUAAGAUUUCAAUCACACUAGCUGAAGAGGUACAAUACACAGUAGGCCUAGUUUUUGGAAAUAUAGAAGAUACCACACCAUGCAUCAUAUUUGUAACUGUAAUGUGUCAUGUGUUGCUUGCCAUAGCUUUUGGAUACAGUUAACGUACGCUUGCUUAGUUCAAUAUCUCUUAUUCCAACUAAUAUGUGAAAGCAUAAGAACACUGCUUCAGUUUAAUUUAUAGGAUUUGACACUGACGGCUGCUGAACUGGAGAAAUUUGGGGAACUUUGAAAGCGUGUGAUUGUACCCUCAAUCAAAUUUGAAAAUGCAGUGUAAAAACACCCACACAAAUGCACAAUGACUCCUUUCUGAAGAGUGAUGAUUUUUGUUAGAAAGAUGCAUGUUUAAUACUUUGGAUGCAGUAUGGAGGAGUGUUCCUUAAAGCAAAUUAAAUGUGAAAUAUUUUCAAAAGAAUAAUGAAACAAGGAGCAUCACUAAAGGAUUUUCUGUUAGACAUCUGCUCAGUCAUUGUGUGCAAAGCCUUUAUUUACUGAACUGCGUUUCAAGCCCCUGCAGUGUCACAGAUGAAGGGAAAGAGGUAAGUUAAAAGAAAACUAACAUUAUAUUGACUUGAUUCACUAGGAACAUAGAGUCUACCCUUAGGCUACCAUGAAACUUCCAUCCGUAGACACUCAGUGAGCACUUAUCUUGUGUUUAGGUAUGUUAGAUGAGGACAUUUCAGUCUUUCUGUCACUGACGCAGUAUGUUUCUAAUACUGGUUUUAGAGUAAUAGUUAAUCCUGCCUUCACUGUUUUCAUACUUCAAAGUGCCUCGAACUUUUAAAGACUGUUCUACUAUAUUCUUCAUGACAAAAAUAAACGUAUUUGAAACUUC
Mugil cephalus (flathead mullet) is the source of this 2656-nucleotide messenger RNA. It is a transcript of the gene gjc2, whose product is annotated as gap junction protein gamma 2. Gene Ontology annotation, cellular component: connexin complex. The record is from RefSeq and is a predicted model, not a curated record. The transcript has 2 exons. Gene Ontology annotation, biological process: cell communication. Bases 430 to 1683 code for a protein of 417 amino acids. Lineage: Eukaryota; Metazoa; Chordata; Actinopteri; Mugiliformes; Mugilidae.